AUGACAAAUAAUAAUCAGAAUGACGAUAAUGAUAAUGGAGAAUCACUGAAUAUUGUUAAUGUUCACGAUCCAUUCUUUUUAUGGGGUUUACUUGAACAUUCUGAUCGUUCAUUAAUUCGAGCCUAUGAAACACUUCCAGAUGAUGAUCGAAGUCGUUUAUAUUGGUCAUGUCAUUAUCAUAAACGUGUAAAUGUAUGUGAAUAUGUAUUAAAUAAUUGUGAAUUAGUUCGAACAGCUCAUAAUGCAAUUAAAAAAUUAUCUGAACUAGCAAAAGCACAUAAAACUAAAACACCUGACUUAACAGAGAUACCUGUACCAUUUAUGUUACCAACAUCACCAGAUUUUAUUGUUAAUGAACUUUGUGAUGGUUCAUUUAUAACAUCAAAAGGAAAACCAAUGAAAUUUACUGUUAUCGAUCAAUGUGGCAAAAGAAAAACAUGUAUUUAUAAACAUGGUGAUGAACUAUUACAAGAUGCUCUAUGUCUUGCUGCAAUGAAAGAAAUGAAUACGAUAUUUAAAGAAGAAUAUAUUAACGUCGAAAUUGUUACUUAUGAAGUUCUUCCAGUUGAUGAAACAGAAGGUCUUAUUGAAUGUGUUGAAAAUGUACAUCCAUUUCUUGAAUUUAAAAAUACUGACGACGACAAAAAUUCAAAAUCUUCAGAUGCAUUAAAAAAAUUUAUUGAACAAUCAUCAGAUAGAAAAAUAAAUUUAUAUCGAACAUUUCUUGGUUUCGUCAUUUCCGGAAUUGUUUUAAAACUAGCGGAUCGGCAUGGUAUAAGUUAUUUUCUUUUUUUGAAGUAA
Molecule: messenger RNA, 801 nt
Organism: Adineta steineri
Lineage: Eukaryota; Metazoa; Rotifera; Eurotatoria; Adinetida; Adinetidae
Source: the annotation of a GenBank genome assembly